Molecule: messenger RNA, 5968 nt
Organism: Haliotis rubra (blacklip abalone)
Lineage: Eukaryota; Metazoa; Mollusca; Gastropoda; Lepetellida; Haliotidae
Product: CDK2-associated and cullin domain-containing protein 1-like
Exons: 10
Coding region: 92-916 (274 amino acids)
Biological process (GO): ubiquitin-dependent protein catabolic process
Molecular function (GO): ubiquitin protein ligase binding
Source: RefSeq, a predicted model, not a curated record
GUAAACGGGUCGUGGUGUCAACACGAGAAGACAUCUAAUGACAACUGUCACUGCAUUAAAGGGUAUUUUUUGACCAGAAACAGUGACAAUUAUGGACGAACCGAUGGAGGAUAUGCAACCGGAUUCUACACAAGAAAAUCAAUCCUCAGAAACGACACGGAAAGCGUGUGCCCCCCUCUUGAGACCAGGGAGUAUGGUGAUGAUGACACUGACUCCAGAAGAUUAUCAAAAUGAAUACUGGCCGAAGCUGCAAGGCGCCAUUGCUCAACUCCUGACCAUGGACCCAGGCAGUUAUAUCCCCAUAUCAUAUGAACAGAUGUACAGCUGUGUGUACAAGUGUGUUUGUAAGCAGUUCUCAGAGAGGCUGUACUCGGACCUGCUCGCCCUGAUGACGUCGCACGUCCAGAUGCUCAAUACACAACUCGAGGGCAAUAUGGAGGAUUCCAAAAAAUUUAUAGAAUGUUUCUCCUUCACGAUGCACCAGUAUCUUCAAGCUCUGGCUGUCAUUGUCCCCAUCUUUAACUACAUGAAUCGGUUUUAUGUUGAGAACAAGUUAAAGAAGGAUUUGAAUGAAGAAUUACGGCGACUGUUUCGAAUCCAUGUGGCGGACCAUCACAUCAAUACCUUACUGCCUCUGUUGGAGGAAGUUAGCUGCCAACCAUUUGCCAUUGCACCACCUGUGAUGGCUAACCUCAUGAGAAAUCUUCACUCAUUAAACUCAGAGUAUGUGAGAUUAAAACCAGCUUUAUUUGCUAAGUUCAUACCCAGUGUUCUUCCACCGACCUCUGUGGCAGAUUUAGAGAAAUAUAUCGACGAGGUGCAGCAGAUGCAGAGGGAUAUUCACCUACUACCAGACUUCGCACACCAUGAUCAGAGCCGGAAGAGGGGGUGUGAGGAGGACAUAUCUGUCAAUUGACACAAGGUGGGUGCCAUACAAUACACACAAGAAUCCCAAGAUCAAGCAGUAAUUCCCUGUGACCCUUUGGGGUUAAAUGGAACCCCUCCAUGAACAAUUUUGAUGAGGAGACUGGAUAAGUCUGUUACUUCUCAGAGGGGAGUUGUUUGCUUGGAUUUGAACUGUUAUCAUGCAGUAAUUAUAUGCAAACUACAAUCCCCUAAUAAUUCAAGAUAAACGAAGAGAAAAUCCAAGAUGUGAAAGAGACACUGGAGUUUUUGUGUUGCUUCUGUUGGAAGAUGAGGGUCAUGUGUUGUAUCCUUAACCCUUUGGGGUGUAUGAGACUUACCACACCAUCUCUUGUGUUGUAUCCUUAACCCUUUGGGAUGUAUGAGAUUUGCCGCACCAUCUCAUGUGUUGUGUUCUUGACUGGGGCAGAGUUUGGGAUGUAUGAGAUUUACCGUAACCAUCUCAUGUGUUGUGUUCUUGUGUCCUAGGUCAGGGCUUUGAACCCAACUUCACCAGGAUAUGCUGUUCAUAGGUUUGAAUCAAUGUUUGCAAGGAUAUGCCCAUCAUAGGUUUGAACCCAGGUCUGCCAGGAUAUGGCAGUUGUAGGUUUGAACCCAGGUUUGCCAGGAUAUGGCAGUUGUAGGUUUGAACCCAGGUUUGCCAGGUUAUGGUGAUUCUAGGUUUGAACCCAGGUCUGCCAGGAUAUGGCACCUGGAGGUUUGAACCCAGGUCUGCCAGGAUAUGCUGAAUGUAGGUUUGAACCCAGUUCUGCCAGGAUAUGCUGAUUGUAGGUUUGAACCCAGUUCUGCCAGGAUAUGCUGAUUGUAGGUUUGAACCCAGGUCUGCCAGGAUAUGCUGACUGUAGGUUUGGAGCCAGGUCUGCCAGGAUAUGCUGAUUGUAGGUUUGAACCUAGGAUAUGCCGGUAUUUUUUAACCCAGGUUUGCCAGGAUAUGCUAGUAGGUUUGGACCCCUUUUCGCCAGGAUAUGCCAAUGAUAGGUUUGGAGCCAGGUUUGCCAGGAUAUGCCAGUUGUAGUUUUGAACCGGUAGAUGUCAGUUGUAAGUCUGCUCCAGUCCACACCUCUCAUCUAUCUUACUUAUAUUCACGGACGACUUCACCAAACUGGUACAAGGCGAUGACCAGUAUCACAUUGGCUUACCUCACAUCUCACUUAAACUGAUUUGAAUAGAGACCUUAAGGCUACAUUAAACCCAACAGUCUCAUUCUGCAUUAUCUUGAAAACUAUACCAGAUGUAAUUAACACGGCUGGUUGUAACUGUUGCCAAGGUGUUGAUGAAAGCCAGAGAACCUACCAGGUUAGGGAUCGUAACUUUCUGUUGGAGGACAUGUUCUAAUUGGCAAUUUGAGCUGGUUUGGACUGGUGGCUGAGCAUGUCAUGGUUUGUCCGGGAAUGCAGUAUAGUGUGUGUUUCUCAAGUGGAUAACAUUUUGAUGGAAUCUGGAUCAGGGUAUGUUUUGCUGUUGUUUUGGCCCCCAUCUUGGAUUGGGAGUCCUCAUGUACCUUUGAGGAGAAUUGUCAAGCAAGCCCAGUUAACAUGCUACAGGGUAAAAGGGUAAAUUCUUGGUGUUUUUACAUUUACUUGUCACCAUUGGUCACACGUAUAAAUUGCGUGUAAGUAUUUUUGUCUACAGUGUGUGUAGUAAUUGACAUGUUCGAUGCAUAGACAUUUCAUUUUGAUUCAAUGGUUUGAGACUGAAGGUUCAAAUGUGAAGAUACCUUGGCAUGAAAUACUCCCUUUUAGACAUGUAAACAGCAUGUACAUCAGAAUUUAAAGUACAAAAGAAAUUUAUACCUUUGGGCAGCACUUUUUUGUCUUUGAAUUCAAUUGUGCAAAAUAUAUGUCACUUUGACUUGUAUUGUAUGCAUGAUGCCUCAGAAUGAUGCAUGACCUCAUUCAACAAUCAAUGAUGUCUUUGUUCAGUGUCAUAAAACACUUCAUAACAUCAAACAAUGUCAUCGAACAAUGCAUGACAUGGUCUAACAAUGUCUCAAACAAUGCAUGACAUCAUCAAUAAACGAUGUCCUUAAACAGUGUAAUCAAAGCAUGAUGUCAUUGAACAGUGUUGUCAAAGCAUGAUGUAAUUGAACAGUGUUAUCAAGUGAUGUAAGACAUUAAACAAUGUCAAACAAUGCAUGACUUCAUCAAACAAUGAAUAAUGUCAUUGAACAAUGUUAUCAAGUGAUAUUAGACUACAAACAGUGUAAAAGAAUGCAUGGUCAAAAAAUGAUAAGAAACGACCCUUUUGUUUGCUGGGCACUCAUAUGAGCAAAUCAUGUUCCCACUCUCAUGGCAGGGACACUUCAGAAUGUGUGACUCUGCUGCAAGGUUCGGAAUGUGAGACUGCUGCAAGGUUUGGAGAUGCACAUGUCAGUUACUGCUGUGGAGAUACUGCUUGAAUAAUAGCUAAAUAACACCUCAGCAUAAUCAUAUGACAAGGCAAGGCCAGAUUUAAAACUUAAAUUUAUGGAUCCGCCAACAGUUAAACUCACAGUUGAAAAGACGCAGUUCAAGGCAGUCAGCAUAGUCGUUGUUUUAGUUCACAUCCGAUACAAGUCGGCGACAUCAAGACAAGCUACAAUCAGCUGGUCAUGUGUUCAGGUCCCUCAUUUCUGUGGUUUGGUGCCACAAGGGCGUUGUUGUACAAAACAACCUUAGCGCUAUGACAGUCGUUAGUCUAUGUUAAGGUAUGGGCGUUAUUGUCACCUCAGCCCAAAAAUCACUGUGUACAAUGGCACCCAUGGCCAAUGGGUUUCAUCAAAGGAUAUAAGGAUGAAAAAUAUUUGGCCAGAUCCACCCCCAGCAUCCAUGUAUUAUUACAACAAGACAGAACCUGUGUCAUUCUCAGCUCAUAUUUAUCUGGCAACUUGACAUGACGGAAACUCUGAUCAAAGUUACAUAAGCAGAACUCACUCAUUGUUACCACAUAAUGGAAAACUGUUCUUCCCAACAGAAUGAUACCAGGAUGUAAUAAACACCUUGUGUUUGUACUAUAGUGUGUAUAUGUGUGUAAAUAAUGUGCCCAUAUGCUGUAUAUAUACAACUGUAGCUUGUGUAAACAUACCUGUAACCUUGUACAUUAUUGUAGCACAUGUUUACAUUGAGCCGUAGCUGUAGCUCAGGGGAUGUGUAGUAUUAGGUCAAGGUCAUACCCACUAACACCACGUCUACUGGAGUAGCAUAACACGCUAGCUCCACGUCUACUGGAGUAGCAUAACAUGCUAGCUUGUUUACUGAAUAAUAAUUUCAAUACAUUGGAUUUCAUAUUGGUCAGGGUCAGUGGGGUAGCCUAGUGGUUAAAGCGUUCGCUCAUCAUGCCGAAGACCCGGGUUCGAUUCCCUACAUGGAUACAAUGUGUGAAGCCCAUUUAUGGUGUCUCCCCCGUGACAUUGCUAGAAUAUUGCUAAAAGUGGCGUAAAACUAAACUCACUCAUUUUGGUCAAUGAAAAAAUCAGUUCUGUUUAAAAUGCAAUCCUGAUCAACUAAACGUGGCAAAAUAGAAUGACUUCCUGAGUCCUUUACAUGUAAUAGGAAUUUAAUGGUCACAAAGACUGCUGUGUUAAGGAGCUGAGAUAGCAAAAUGGCCUCUCAGCUCUGAAAUGACAUGGAAUAAUUCUGCCAAUUAUCAUCUCAAUAACCCCAUUGGAUUGUCAGCCUAGGGCUGGGUUACCAUGGUUUCUUAACUAAUUUGCAAGUUUACCUUUGUGGCCAUCUUGAACCUGAAAUAGUUCAUCUCGCUCAUGGCUGCCUAGAACUUUCGGACGCAGAUCUAUUCUGAUUUUGAUUUUUUUUACCAAACCUGAUUAUCUAUAUACAUAAAGUUUGAAAUGUGUUUUUCUUUAAAGAAUAUUAGUUUGGUUUGAAUGAUCAUGAAAGACGUUCUAUAUCCCCUUUAGUAAAAUACUGGUGAUGGAAUCAUGAUAUAAAGUUUUGUUGGAGAAAGACAACAGGGUGUUAUGGUUGGUUAUACACUGGAGUACAUCUAGUGAAGGGAUUAUAUCAUUUCUAUUCUUAUUUGGAUCGGUUUUCACUACAAGGAAUGUCCACUAUUUCCGUUCUUCAAUCCCAGUGAGACACUCACUCAUCCCAUGUUAUAUUUGCUGUGUGUAUUCAGUCACUUAAGUGGGAAUAAUGAAUCAUUUUUGUUCUGAAGUUAUACUUUUGUUUCAGUGGAGCAAUAAAUUAGCGUUCUCUUACUGCUUGUUUGCUGUUCAGUGUUACCAAAGUCUGUUUCUGUUAUCAAAUUGUUUCCAAUCCAAAACCCUCCCUGCUUAUUAUUUUAAUGUUUUUCUAUGCCAUUUUCAUUGUUUUAUCAAUCAGUUCUUGAACAAAAUUAGUAAUUCUUGCCUAUAAUUUCCUUGAUCGUUUGCUUUUGUUAAAGUAUGGGCAUUAAAAUGGGGAAAGUCAUGGUGCUGAGAGAAGAUCUACCAAGAGGUCCAAAUUCAUUCUCUUAGUAAGAGAACCAGUACCUUAUGAAUGUCCUGGGCCCCCUUUCCUCAAAGCGACCAUAGCUCUAAGAUGAUCGUAACUCCCAUACUUUAGCAUAGACUUACGACAGUCGUAGCACUCCCAUACUUUAGCAUAGACUGAUCGCUUUGAGGAACGGGACCUUGGACUAUUAUAGCCCAUUUAGUAACACAUAUAUUACACAGCAGCAAUACUUCAUAACUGAAAUAAGGUUACUUUAGAAGCAUCUUAAACAUUUGGUGUCAGUGUUAAGGGGUUUGGGUAUGGGAGAGUGUCAUGGUGUAAAUUCUUCUAUGGGUUUGCCUUAUUUAUAUGUUUACUGAAUCACCAAAUAGUUUUCAGAUAUUAGUACUUGUAUUUCAUGAUACAAUGUUACUGUGUGAGACGAUAUUUUUUACCCUGGGUCUUCAGUUAAAGGGAUGGUUUCUAAGGUAUUUGUAGUCAAUCUGUCACACUUACUGGUAUACAUGUUCUCCAGAAACAAUGACAGUAUGUUGCUUUGUUCAUAGUUUGUGUACAGAAUUGUCAAUAUACAAGUUGUUAUUCUUUGCAACAUGAUAUUAAAUGACUUAAAUAUU